UAUUAUCAAAAACUUUUAUCACAGAAGAAUUAAUUAAUUAAUUUAGAAGAAACUGAAACAUAACCAAUAUAGGUUAUGUUUCUCACUGUCAAGAGCUUAUAAUUUGUGUCAUAAAUUCUUCUGAAAUAAAUCUUUUUAUCACUAUAUUUAAUAAAAGCAAAGAACAUGAUUUCUGAUGAAUGUAAACAACGUCGUACGUGGAAUAACAUAAAAAUAAAUAAUGAUACUUAUAUGGUUUCUGUUACCCAGGAAGAUGACACAAUUAAAGUUUUUUUAACUAAUCUUAUUGAAAUAUGGAUGGAUACACUGACAAAAGAAAUUAUUUUAGACAGAUGUCGGAAAUUGAAUCCACUUUUAAAUAUUGAGGAUCUUAACUAUUACAAUGUUAUAUUAAACAUUUUGAACAAUAUGCCAAGAAACAUUAUCAAUGCAUCUGUGGAACAUAUAAAGUUACGAGCUGAAAUAGAUGGUGGUACGAUGAAAUUUGAUGUAAAUUUAACCAAAGGAACAUCUCAAGAUUUUUGGGAAAUUAUAACUAAGCCUCUAUGUAUAUCGUCAAUGGAAAUUAGUCGUCAGCAUAAAUUUCUUUUAGAUUUAGUGAAAAGGAAGGAUGAAGAAAUUUCUGAAUACAAAGUAGAAGGAGCAGAGUUAAUAAGAAAGCAUAUUGAAACAAAAUGUUUUAAAGAGGAGCAACUUAAAAUAACAAUUCUUGAUCCAAAUAUUAUUGAUUGUACAAAUAUAUUCCAAAGUGCGAUGAAUUUUUAUAAUGAAUUUACUUUAUAUGAAUAUAAUAAAACUUCUACAGAAUCUACAAGCAGCAAUAACGAUGACACGCAGGAAAUGGUGCAAAAUAGAUUUGUUCAGAAUGAUAGUAAAAAUAUAUGUAAUUCUGAUACUACUGUGCAAAGAAUCACAGAAUCUGUAUAUUCAGAAAAUAAAAAGCAAAACAAAGAUACAACUAGCAAGAAAGUAACCACUAAUAAAAUUGGAACUGCAAAUAUAUCAUACAGACCGCCCAAAAAGUUAAAAAAAGGUUUGAAUGAACCUAUAUUAUAAAAUAUAAUAUCUAAAACUUAUAAAAAGAGAAUAAUUGAAAUAUGUAUAAUAUCCAGAGAAAAAGGUAUUCGAUAAAAAUUAUUGAAAUACUUUUUCUUCCUACGUUUAUUAAUCUAAAUAGUAAUUAAAGCAAAACUUUACUUUAGCUACUAAUUAUAGUGAAAUUGUAGAUAUACAUAUUUGAUAUACUUAUAUAUAUAUAUAUAUAUAUAUAUAAUAUAAAGC
Molecule: messenger RNA, 1281 nt
Organism: Frieseomelitta varia
Lineage: Eukaryota; Metazoa; Arthropoda; Insecta; Hymenoptera; Apidae
Exons: 4
Coding region: 166-1056 (296 amino acids)
Biological process (GO): double-strand break repair via nonhomologous end joining
Cellular component (GO): DNA ligase IV complex; nucleus
Molecular function (GO): DNA end binding
Source: RefSeq, a predicted model, not a curated record